This is a messenger RNA of Cuscuta campestris, 606 nucleotides long. The record is from the annotation of a GenBank genome assembly. NCBI's taxonomy places the organism in Eukaryota, Viridiplantae, Streptophyta, Magnoliopsida, Solanales, Convolvulaceae.
CACCAAAGCUAAGGCCCAAAUAGCGAUUGCAUUAAACCCUAGAGGAAGACCCUUUUCUACAUUUCCUUGCGGCAGCUCCUCGAUUCUCCUCAUUCAUCACAGACGUCUUCCUCGUUCAGGUGAGAACGGUCAAAAUGAGCAAGGGGAGCGCCGGCGCCGUCAAGGGAGGGAAGAGGAAGGGAGUGACGUUCGUUAUCGACUGCUCCAAGCCGGUGGAAGACAAAAUCAUGGACAUCGCCUCGCUGGAGAAGUUCCUCCAGGAGCGCAUCAAGGUCGGCGGCAAGGCCGGAGCUCUUGGCGACUCCGUCACCGUCGUCCGCGAGAAGACGAAGAUCACCGUCACUUCCGAUUCCAACUUUUCCAAGAGGUAGUUUCCAUUCUUUCUCCGUAAUUAGGCUUUGCUAGGGUUAAGAAGUGUGUUCGUACACCACCUGUGAUCUCUAGCUAGUGCAUUUCUUCCAUUGUUUUGGAUAAUUUACUUUAUCAUACUCGAUUAGUCUUCUCUGUGUAGGUCAAACAGAUUGGCCUUUUACUAAUUUCAUAUUCAAAGUAAUAUGUGCCCAGUAACUCUCAGAAAAUUUUUUCAAAUAAAUAAUUUCUUAUUAU